This is a messenger RNA of Uncinocarpus reesii 1704, 2823 nucleotides long. RefSeq names its product negative regulator of differentiation 1. Bases 1 to 2823 code for a protein of 940 amino acids. Gene Ontology annotation, cellular component: cytoplasmic stress granule. NCBI's taxonomy places the organism in Eukaryota, Fungi, Ascomycota, Eurotiomycetes, Onygenales, Onygenaceae. The record is from RefSeq and is a predicted model, not a curated record. The transcript has 5 exons. Gene Ontology annotation, molecular function: mRNA binding. Gene Ontology annotation, biological process: mRNA splicing, via spliceosome.
AUGGGCUUUGCAAAGCAUCUCCGCCAAAAAAGAAAUCAAAACAGGCCCGUACGCCAAGAGACAGCACUGGGCCAGCCAAUCAGCACGCACUUCAGCCUCUUGACUCCUGACCCGUUUCUGCGGGUUGGAAAUGUCGUGUACCGCCUGUCUUCCGCCUGGCGCUGGCUGCACACUUUUCGGCGCAGAGAAAGGCUCUCGUCAAAACAGAGGAUGUUAAUCUUGCCGCUGUUCUAUAUCGCUCCCCCGCCUGCCGAGCAGUAUAUUCCCGUUCGCGCUUUCCCUCGACUUUCGUUGUCAAACUAUAUCCUCGUCGACCACCGCCCUACGUUAAAACAGUCCGGUUUCAGAUACCGGGCUCAGUCAGUCUCGAAGUUUUCAAACGCAACUCCAGAUUCUACCGGUUUCUCCCACGGGGCAUACUCCGGUAAUCUGUCUUUCGCGGACCGUAAUUCUCGUCGAGCCAACAUUCCUGCUAUCAAUACAAGCGCAACUGGUCCAACUUCCGGUGAUAUCACAAGUGCCAACAACGCUUUUGAUAUGAAUUUCGCGCCGCUUCUUCCUUCACAACUGCUCUUAGGCAGCCCCUUCCAGACAGGCACCCCUUCAUUUGCAUCUCCACAAUUCCAGAGCUUCCAAGGGUUCUCCCAGGUCAAUGGCAGUUCGCACGGACAGAACUCGCAGAACCAGCUCAAUAGUCCAACGCAACCCCAACACAACCCGCUGUCGCCCCAGCUCUACCAGAAUCUCGUUUCACCUGAUGGAAUGGGUGGUUCUCAGUUGCUAGGAGGGCCUCAAUCACCUGUUGGUGGGUUUCCUGGAUUUGCUAAUGCUUUUGGAACCGCGAACCCAUCGCUCCAGCCUGGGAUCUUGUCCGGCACAAGCCGUACUGUGUACCUAGGAAAUCUCCCGGCAGAGACGACUGCAGAAGAGAUCCUGGGCCACGUUCGGAGUGGUCAAAUUGAAUCAGUUCGAUUGCUCCCAGAUAAGAAUUGUGCCUUCAUCUCCUUUUUGGAUAGCAGCUCCGCAACCCAUUUUCACUCAGAUGCGAUCCUGAAAAAGCUCUCGAUAAAGGGAAACGACAUCAAAAUUGGAUGGGGCAAACCUUCUCAAGUCCCAACUUCCGUAGCCCUUGCAGUCCAACAGUCCGGAGCGUCGAGAAACGUUUACUUGGGUAACCUUGCUGAGGAUGUUACAGAAGCCGAACUUCGCGAAGAGCUUGGUAAAUUUGGUCCCAUUGAUACUAUAAAAAUUGUGCGCGAAAAGUCGAUUGGAUUCGUUCAUUUUCUUUCUAUUAGUAAUGCCAUCAAGGCCGUGAAUCAACUUCCCCAGGAACCGAACUGGCAGCCUCCAAAGCGUGUUUAUUAUGGGAAAGAUAGAUGCGCCUACGUUUCAAAGACCCAGCAACAAAAUGCUGCUCAGUACCUGGGAAUUGCUCCCGGUUAUGCACAUAUGUUGAAUUCCGCGGAUAGAGACCUGAUUUCGAAUGCCCUAGCCCAGCAGUCGGUCGCUGCAGCUGCAGUUGCAACUGCUGCAGGCGGUGUGAACAAUCUUGGAAACCGAACUGUUUACCUUGGAAAUAUCCACCCAGAGACAACUAUCGAAGAGAUUUGCAAUGUUGUUCGCGGAGGCCUGCUGCAUCAUAUCAGAUAUAUUCCAGACAAGCACAUCUGCUUCGUCACCUUUAUUGACCCGACAUCCGCCGCUUCAUUUUAUGCGCUUAGUAACCUGCAGGGCCUAAUGAUUCAUAAUAGACGGCUAAAGAUCGGCUGGGGAAAGCAUUCAGGUGCCUUACCACCAGCGAUUGCCCUGGCUGUAAGCGGUGGUGCUUCUCGAAAUGUUUACAUUGGCAACCUGGAUGAGAGUUGGACUGAAGACCGACUGCGACAAGAUUUCUCUGCUUAUGGUGAAAUUGAACUUGUAAACACCCUCAGGGAAAAGAGUUGCGCGUUUGUUAACUUCACCAACAUUGCCAAUGCAAUCAAGGCAAUUGAGGGAAUGCGUGGUCGUGAGGAGUAUAAGCGGUUCAAAAUCAACUUUGGCAAAGAUCGGUGCGGUAAUCCUCCCCGUCAACUGAAUAACGGCCACCAGGCCCGAGCGGGUGCAGAUGGAAACAACACCAUGAUUAAUGGGGCCCUCCACGCUUCAUUCAACCAAGGAGCGCAGCAAUCUAGCCCCACAGGGCCAGCACUAUCUCCCGCUCCCGGCUCUACAGGCUCACAGGGGCCAAAUGGACACCAAACUCGACACCCGUUGCAGGCAAUCCCAACGCCGUCAUCUAUCCUUAAUACUGGCGCCAGCAAUCCUCUGACAAUGUACCUCAACCAUGUUUCGCAGCAGCAAGCUCAGGAACAAGAGAAUCGAAUAAACGGCUCCAUGGGUUUGGGCUCCUUUCAGCAACAGCAACAACAGUCACACCAACAGCAAAAUUAUGCCCACCAACAGCCUGGUCUUUACAAUGGCACUAGAGCCAGUGACAGCCCCAACUCGCUGGAAAACUCCCUUCAUCAACAAAAGCCAUCCACCCAUGGCCUCUUGAGCGCCACCAAUGCUACAAACUCUGGGCACCUUGCUUCCAGUGGUAGCACGUUGAGUGUUCCUCGUGCCCAGCAUUCUCGAGCCGUGAGCCUUCCUUCCUUCUCUCAAGAGCCAUUCGGACAAAAUCAUAGCCUGGCAACGCGCUCAGGCAUGACACAUCAACCGCAGGGAAGUUUCUCCAGCUUCGGUGGCGGUUUAGGUGGCCUUAACCACAGCGGUUUUGGACUCUCUAUUUCCAACGAAAAUUCGCUCCCAGGAUGGGCCGAAGAGGAGAUUAGAGCAAAAUAA